UGGUUCUCGGUCUGGUGAUUGCUUCGGUUGUGCACGCGCAGCCGCUCAGCGAUGAAGACCCAGAGAACAACGCCCUGGCUCUGGACGACUACACUCAACUGCUGGAGCGUCUGCUGGCGCGUCCUCAGGCUGACAAACGAUCGUCUAUGAUUCACCUGUUCAGGAGAUCUUGCAUCCGCCGCAUGAGCUCCUGCGACCAUCGUCCCAGCGACUGCUGCUACAACAGCACAUGUCGCUGUAACCUCUGGGGCAGCAACUGCCGGUGUCAGCGAGCUGGACUCUUCAAGAAUUGGGGAAAAUAAACGUCAUGAUGUCAUCUGCAACACGGCGCGAGGCACGGUAUAUUAAUAAACGUCUUGAUGUCAUCUGCAACACGGCGCGAGGCACGGUCUAUGUCUAAGCGUGUAGACCGGGUCUCUAUUUCGGCGAUGUGUCCUCUUCCAAGUAUCUAUCAUUUCGAUAAUUCAUCCGUAUUUUCCAAUUACCUAUAGACCAGCAUUUCAAUAAUUAGACUUGCUAUGAUUCACGAAUUUUUUUUUUUCGAUCUUUAGUUCAAGGACAUUCACUGUCAUGCCUGAUAUUAAAUUUCCGACGGACUUAUCGCCCCAGAAAAGAGCCUCGAUCACAAAGCAGGUUCGUGUCUCACCACUGCUAGAAACUCCCCUCACUGGAAGGAUGAUAAGCGAUAAAACUCUUAAUUGCCUAUCGUAUUUUCUCCCCUCAAUAACAUCAAGGAUACAAUAGCAAUUCUGUUCAUUGAUCGAAACAAUCGGUACAUUUUCAUAUCUUUUUUCGCAUUGAAACACUACAUUUUUGAAAAGUUUUAACCGGUCGCUUCCAGUUCAAUUCCCAGAUUAUCACUUUGAUCUUUUCGCUUAACAACUACACCGUAAAAUUAUUUAUUUAUCAGCGAACUACGAAGCUCCUUAUCUUGCACAUUAUCAAGAGUUUAAUGAAUGUUGGAAGUUCUAACACUAACUUUUACUUAAUGUUGAAUGACGUCUUCAAUUAUUUAUAGCUCAUAAGCUUCUUCAAAUGAUCUCGAUGUUUACAAUCCAUCAUAUUAAAGCCCGAUGAUUACAAAUUCGGAACAUAUAACAUAGAAAUUCUUCCAUAUUGGUACGAGCCAAUUAUUCGUGUUCUUCCAUGAAUAGAUUGCAGUAAGCGAAAUAGAUACAUUGAUGUUUAGAGGAGAGAGCUGACUCUAGAAGACAUUAUUACUCUACAUUUUGCCUAAAUUGAGAUUUUUGCGAGGCGCUAGAAAUUAUUUGAUUGAUACGAUAUCGAAGUUAAAAAUUAAAAACUUAAAAUAUUAAAGCAGAUUUGCCAACCGAAAUCCAGCCUCUGAUUUCCAUUUGGCAAUGCUGGUCCACUUUGGUAAUGCACGUAAUAAUUUCAAUGCCGAAAUAAAUUGGAUCUCCAAAGUUAAAUUUGAAAAUAUCUUCAGAUAUAACUUGGUCAAACGUGUUGACGAAAGUUGCCAGUUGAUUGGAUGUUUUCCAGCCGAACAGCCAACCAGCGCGGCGACAUGCGCUCGACGCUAGCAUGUAGAGUCAGCUUCCUUCUCACUAGUUUUAAGAAGAGACAAAAAACGAACAAUCAAGUUCA
Molecule: messenger RNA, 1608 nt
Organism: Hyalella azteca
Lineage: Eukaryota; Metazoa; Arthropoda; Malacostraca; Amphipoda; Hyalellidae
Cellular component (GO): extracellular region
Molecular function (GO): ion channel inhibitor activity
Source: RefSeq, a predicted model, not a curated record